AUGCACGACCCUUCGUUGACCCCUUUUGGUGAACAACAAUGCGCUGCUCUCCGCGAAACAUUUCCCUACCACGACAAGCUCUGUCUCCUCGUCUCUUCACCUCUCCGUCGUACCAUCUACACGACUCUUCUCAGCUUUACUCCUGCCCUCAACAACGGCCGUUGCCAACAGAACAUUGUCGCUCUGCCUGAAAUGCAGGAAUCAUCCGAUUUUCCCUGUGAUACGGGGAGCGAUCCGCACCAGCUCGCUGAGGAAAUGGCAGAAAACCAUGUACCUGUUGACUUGAGUUUGGUGAAAGAAGGCUGGAACGUUAAAAAGUUGGACAGCAAGUGGGCACCUACUUCUGAAGCAUUGAGUAAGAGAGCCAGGGAAGCGAGGAUCUACAUUCGCGAUCGAAUCCUCGACUUACAGAAGGGAGGUGAAAAGAGUCCAGAGGUCGUUGUCGUUACUCAUGGAGGAUUUUUGCACUAUUUCACAGAGGAUUGGGAAGAUAGUGGUGCGUACAAUGCGUACAAGAACGACAGAAUUAACGAAUUGCGUUGGGACAUUCCAGGCACGGGUUGGCGCAAUACAGAAUACAGAUCCUUCAACUUCGCCGACCUCAACCCCUCCAGCACCUCCGAAUCCAUCAAGGGCACGCAAAGCAACGAACAUCUCGAUGACUACGAAAACGCCACUCUCCGCGAAACCAACGAAUCCCGUGCUCGUCGGGGCAAAGAAGAGCCUCAACAUGGACGAGACAAACAAGCCGAGCUUUUCAAUGCAGCAAUGUGGGGAUGGAAAGACCAAGGCACGCAGAAUCCCGACAAGAUUGGGGAAGUUGAGGAGGAGGGAGAUGAAGAAGAGGCGCUGCUUAGAGUGCUAACGAAGGGUAGUGAAAAUGUGGAUAAGAAAGGUGGAGAGGCCCCAGCGACGGACAGGAGGGGCGAAUCGACUGCCGAUGCUGUUGCUAAGGAGAGGGAGAGAAGCAGGAGUUUGAGCGUAAGGGUGGCGGCAUAG
Endocarpon pusillum Z07020 is the source of this 999-nucleotide messenger RNA. RefSeq lists its product as uncharacterized. NCBI's taxonomy places the organism in Eukaryota, Fungi, Ascomycota, Eurotiomycetes, Verrucariales, Verrucariaceae. The coding region runs from base 1 to 999 and encodes 332 amino acids. Gene Ontology annotation, molecular function: phosphatase activity. The transcript is spliced from 2 exons. Gene Ontology annotation, cellular component: cytoplasm. The record is from RefSeq and is a predicted model, not a curated record.